UCUCUGUGUGAAUCUAAAGAAGCAGAAACUCGCUCUCUGGACGAACAUGAUGUUUCCCUGCAGCGCUCUGCCGCCUCCUCUCUACCCGGGCUUACUGCGUCCUCCUGCGGCUCUCUCCUCGCCCCUGACCCGCUCUCUACGCUCAGGUUUCCUGAUUGAAGACCUUCUCCGGUUGAGUCAGCCUGUUACUUACAUCCAGCGGACUUUCUCCUCCAGACAUCCGGACAUCCCGCACAGCUCGCGACCGGGCGCCUCUCCCCGGGCGUCGGGACCUGGCGCAGAGCGUUCACUCCAGAACUCUGGGCAGCAGACCCGCAGCAGCCCCGGGUCUCUGCAGACCGCCUGCCCGGAUCCCUGUCACCUGAAGUUCGGCGUCAAUGCGAUUCUGGCACCGUCCACCCGGAGUAGUGAGUUCCAGAGUUUCCAGACCAAGUCUUUCCCUUUGCCUUUCUUUGAUGGAAGCCUCCAUCCUUUCAUUAGAGCCACAUAUUUCACAGCCUCGUCCUCUGUGAUUCCGGUCCCGGGAACAUUUUCAUGGCCCCUGGCCCCUAGAGGUAAGCCCAGGAGAGGCAUGCUGCGGCGGGCUGUGUUCUCAGACUUCCAGAGGAAGGCCCUGGAGAGAACUUUCCAGAAGCAGAAAUACAUCAGCAAACCAGACAGGAAGAAACUCGCCAGUAAACUGGGACUCAAAGACUCACAGGUGAAGAUCUGGUUUCAGAACCGCAGGAUGAAGUGGAGAAACUCUAAGGAGAGGGAGCUGUUGUCCACAGGCGGCUGUCGUCAGCAGACCCUCCCCACCAAAACCAACCCACACCCAGACCUCACUGAUGUGGGCACUACCUAUAGCCACAGGCCUGACAGGACUGCACCCACCAGCCAAGUACAGCUGAACAGCGAGGAGUCACAUCUUCACCACCACCAGCAUCAUCACCAUCACCAUCAUCACCAUCAUCAGGACCUUUCAUCUCCAUCAGAGUCCAGCAAACAGUCAGAGCUGUCAGAGUCCGACAGUGAGGAAAUCACAGUGUCCUAACACGAUUCAGAUUCUGUUUAUACAACACUGCAAGACACUGAAACUAAAGAUUUGUCAGAGAAUGACUGGAUAAAACAAGAGAGGUGUGUGAAUGGAUCCACAGCUGUAUUUUUCUCAGCCUCUCCUCCUCAGUGCCUUGUGUUUACAACUCAGUAUAUCUGUCCACAGUUAAUAAGGUGUACAGAGCUGUUUUAGACUGAAUAUCUGUAGAUUGAAAUGUUCAAAUGUUUAACUCAUAAAUAUACAAAUGGUUCUUUCCUACAUAUUUGUAUUCUUUAUAUUUUCUUAAAUAAAUCUUGAAA
Molecule: messenger RNA, 1335 nt
Organism: Lates calcarifer (barramundi perch)
Lineage: Eukaryota; Metazoa; Chordata; Actinopteri; Centropomidae
Product: homeobox protein DBX1-B-like
Exons: 4
Coding region: 47-1033 (328 amino acids)
Biological process (GO): cell differentiation in spinal cord; regulation of transcription by RNA polymerase II
Molecular function (GO): DNA binding; DNA-binding transcription factor activity, RNA polymerase II-specific
Source: RefSeq, a predicted model, not a curated record